This is a messenger RNA of Acanthoscelides obtectus, 251 nucleotides long. Lineage: Eukaryota; Metazoa; Arthropoda; Insecta; Coleoptera; Chrysomelidae. The record is from the annotation of a GenBank genome assembly.
GAUAGAGGGUUAAUGGAUAGAGGUAGGAAACAAAGAAAAAUGGUUUUGAAUUGAAUCAAAUCUAUAAGAUGUUCUUCUUGGCAGGCUUCAAACUCAGGCCUCUGGAACAUGACGUUUACUUGUUAUACUAGAGGUGGCGUUGGUGUUAGCGAAUCAUUCAAGGGACCACUCAGGACCAUAUCCCCCGUCAGGAUGGAAACCAAAUGGGCCUAAGUUCGAAACGCCCGGAACUCCUCAAACACCUGGAAGAC